Molecule: messenger RNA, 831 nt
Organism: Cooperia oncophora
Lineage: Eukaryota; Metazoa; Nematoda; Chromadorea; Rhabditida; Trichostrongylidae
Source: the annotation of a GenBank genome assembly
AUGCUCGAAACAGAAAUCCUGCGAAAUCUACGAAAAGCGCAAACUCCAGACUAUUACACCGAAAUCUAUGUAUCACUGAAAGCGAUCUGUAGCAUAUUGGAAAGUCCAUCGGAGUAUUCUGAAGUGACAUCUUUAGUACAUAUGUACAGUUUUACGACCAACGAACUCAUUCUUUCAUAUUAUGCCCGAAUAUCUGAAGACACGGACAGCAGCAGUUACGAAAGCGCAUCUCGCAUCAGUAUCCAAGUCGGCCAUAUUCCAACAACAGGCGACAAUGUUUUGAUCAUCAUUAAAGUACUGGGACUGGAGAACGUACCAGAAGUGAAUAGUUUAUGUGAUCGAAUGGAUCCGUACGUUCGACUCGAAUUGCUUCCUACUUGUAUCUAUCCACCACAUUGUUUUUCUGUACAAAAGACGCGAACGCUCACACAGUGCGAGGAUCUGAAAUGGAACCAAGAUUUCCAGUUUCUCGUUCCUCAAGAACUCUUCUACACUCAUGGGUCUUCACUCUGUAUCUCAGUACUGGAUCAUGAUCGAAUAUGUGACGAAAUGAUCGGCCGUGCAUUUCUUUCCACCAACCUACUGCCACGACUUGACUGUCUGUCCGUGAAAAAACUGCCACCACCACAAUCACUUCGACUAGGUCAACCUAAAAUCGGACAUCGAUUACCUUUCUAUAAAAUGCUCAAGGAACGCAGUCAAUACGACGCCACCGCUAAAGAAUUCAUACGCCGAGAGAAAACUGCUAAGGAAAUGUAUAUCAAGUGCUUAUCAAGGCGAUUUUCUACUCGACUCAAAAGUCUUAAGAGGCCUAGCUUCAAUGCUAAAUGA